AAGGGCAAAGCGCAGUACGUGUAUAACCACAGACACACACAGUAGAAAACGGUCCAAUUCUACAUGUAUUUAAAGGGACGUCCACCAUCUGUGUAACACUGAUACUCUUUGCAUUGGUUGAAGGGACUUUAAUUAAAUAGUGUCCAAAACCCAGCCUUGUUAUUUGUGUAAACACUCAGUUAAUUGGAUUUAAUUUUUCGCAACUGAAUUUAAAAAUAUUGGAAUUAGGUUUUUUUUUUCUUUACAAUUUUACGAUUUUCUGCUUAUUUCGAAAGGAUAUUCUGUCUAAGGAUUUUUUAUUUGAAAGGAAAAUCCAGCUGCAAUGAUUUCUUGGAUACUUGUUGUGCUCCUUCUGUCCCCUGUUCUAGUUAUCAGUCAAGACCAACCUUUCCUACCAAGAUCAAGGGAUGAGUGCGAAGUGGUGGAUCUCAUAUUUAUCCUGGACAGAUCCUGGAGUCUCAGGUCCCCGGAAAACUUCCAGAAGGAGCUGAGUUUUGUAGCCGAUGUCGUCUCCGUCCUCGACUUUAGCAAGUCACGUGUUUCCGUCAUCACAUUCAGCGACGAUGCUGACCUCAACAUCCAGUUUAAUGAAUACAGAACACUCAGCAGUUUCCAGAACGCCAUCCGAACACUCCCCUGGGUUGGCGGCAAUACUUAUACCCAUAAGGCCAUAGAGAUGAUGUUAAGUGAAUAUAACAGUCAUAUACAGACCCGGGCCGGUAUUACUACAAUAGGAGUUAUCAUCACAGAUGGCGGCUCCACGGAUCCCUACAAACUGGAGGACGUGGUAAAAGUAGUCCACAACGACAGAAUAGAGAUGUACGCUAUUGGUGUUGGAGAUGAGGUCAACCGACAGGAACUCGAGAUGCUGGCUACCGGUUAUGACCACGUGUUCCUCCUGAACGACCUGAAUUCUCUGUCUACAAUUCAGGAUAAAUUGGUUGGACGUUUUUGCCGAGGAACUCCAGCCCCUACUCAAGCCCCACCGUCAGACUUUACAGAUUGUUCGAAGCCAGUAGAUCUUGUUUUUGUUCUGGACAGCUCUUGGAGUUUAAUGGCCGCCACGAACUUUCUGAAGGAGCUGAAGUUCGUCACGGAAGUAGUGAACGCUCUCUCGGACAAUAUGGGUCAAUCCAGAAUUUCUGUGAUAACUUUCAGUGACGAUGCCGAAAUGUCGAUACCUUUGACAAUGUUUACAUCAAAGAGGGAUUUUGUGAAUAAAGUACUGAAUCUGCCGUGGGUGGGUGGGAAUACUUACACUGAUAAAGCAUUAGAAAUGAUGUAUAAACAGUUUGACAGUAUCCGUGUCCCGGGGAGGCGGAGCGUGGGGGUGGUCAUCACAGACGGAGGGUCCACCAACCCCUUCAGGACGCAGUCAGUCAUCAAAAAGGUCAAGCAGAGAGGAAUCACAAUGUUUGCAAUCGGUGUUGGAAUGAGUAUAAAUCAAGAAGAGUUAGAGAUGAUGGCCUCCGCGCCAAUGAGUCAACACAAGUUUUUGGUGGAUGACCUUGACGCCUUACAGAUGUUAAGAAGUACCAUUGUGUCCAGGCUCUGUCCAGGUCGGCCCACUCGACCAUCAGCUAUAUGCGAGAGUGAUCCUGCCGAUAUCUUCUUCAUUGUCGACAAGUCCUCCAGUCUCCAAAGCCAAGAGAACUUCAACAAGGAACUUACUUUCAUCGCUCGUAUCAUCGACAGCAUCAUCGUAGGGACAGGACGCGAUGACUCUCGAGUAGGACUUAUCUCUUUCAGCACUAAUGCUUCCUUGUCAUUCGGUCUGUCGGCCUACACAACCAAUGAUGCCGUUAAGAGUGCUGUUCUGAGAGAGAAAUUCACCACUGGAGACACUUACACACACAAAGCUUUCAACAUCAUGCUUGAACAAUUUAGAAACACUGCAAGACGUGACCCCCGUGUCAAAAAAAUCGGUUUCAUUGUGACAGAUGGACAGUCUACAGAUCCUAAUACAUUAAAGCAAUAUAUUGAACAGGUCAAGUCCACAGAUAUCGAAAUGUAUGCUGUUGGAUGCUGCGAAAAAUCAGGUGCCGGAGAUUUUGAUUCGGAGGAGUUGAAUAUGAUGGCAUCUAAACCCUCAAAUGUGUUCCAUGUUGAUGAUCUGGAUGACCUGCGUACAAUCAGCGUAGAACUGAAUCUGAAGAGAUGUAGAGACCAAAAAUAGGAACAAUCUACAGAUUAUAGAUGAGUGUUGUACAGCUCUAUCAAAUCAAGUUACAAGUAUUACUGAUAUACCAACAACGCGACUGGUGGAGAAAGUCACGUGAUAUAUAUGCAUACUCCGAUUAGUCAAAUGCUCCUUCAUAUGUAGUUUGAAUAGAAUUGGAAACAGUGACACGAUAUCGAGUAAAGAUAUUUUAUCUUUAAGUGUGCUUCAAGAAUGUUAUACUCAUUGAUAAUAAAUUUGUUAUAUUUUCAUCCGUAUAUAACACCGAAAGAAUUAAUGCAUUUAAAGUGUGUCACAUAUAGUUUGUUUAAUUGAUUCUAAGAAAGAACGGCUUUUCAAUCUAUCGAAAUACUAUAUCGGAUUCUUUUCAAUAAAUACAUAUUUAUAUAUUUGUUGUUGAUAGUAUUAUAACAGUUUUGACAGAUGUAGCCGACAUUAUUCUAAUAAUAUUCACAUCUUAUAACCAGUUUUACAACAAAACUGCUUUUUUGUACACGAGACGACUUAAAACUAAUUUUAGUUCAAGAUUUUAGUAAAUUUGAUAGUAUUCCAAAGUUACAUGUUGCUUACUGAACAUUCCAUUGAUAUUUUGUUUUAUAUGUUGACGAGAAUUCAAAUGAGAUUUUAAAAAAAUAUUUUGUGUGCAUAAUUUUAUAUUGUGGUUGAAUGCGCAAGUUGUAUGUAACCCAAGCAGUGUUGUAAUUUACGUGUAUGUUUGUAAGAUAUUUACCAAUAAAUGAUUAUUUACAAAAAAAA
Molecule: messenger RNA, 2935 nt
Organism: Saccostrea cuccullata (small rock oyster)
Lineage: Eukaryota; Metazoa; Mollusca; Bivalvia; Ostreida; Ostreidae
Product: cartilage matrix protein-like
Exons: 15
Coding region: 323-2176 (617 amino acids)
Source: RefSeq, a predicted model, not a curated record